This is a messenger RNA of Cottoperca gobio, 5565 nucleotides long. Its product is annotated as echinoderm microtubule-associated protein-like 6. The record is from RefSeq and is a predicted model, not a curated record. Gene Ontology annotation, molecular function: microtubule binding. The annotation marks the transcript as partial. The transcript has 38 exons. Lineage: Eukaryota; Metazoa; Chordata; Actinopteri; Perciformes; Bovichtidae.
AUGCCCAGUGCCCGGGUUCCGGUCACCUUCGCGCUAACCUGCGCGAGCUUCCCGCCUCUGUCAGAGCGUCAGAAGGGUCUCUGGUGUAGAAGGGUCAGUGGUGUAGAACAUUGGUCAUCAGUGUUUCCUCUCUGGGCCACAAAUAAUGAGGAAAUCAAGGAUUCAGUGUUCUCUUUAAUAUUCUCUCUCCCUGUCUCUCUGCCCCCCCUCCCUGUCUCUCUCUCCCUGUCUCUCUGUCACCCCCCUCCUUCUCUCUCUGUCCCCUGUCUCUCUCUCAGUCUGGCGAUCCACCCAGAUAAGAUCCAGGUGGCGACGGGUCAGGUGGGGAAGGAUCCGUUCAUCUGUAUCUGGGACACGUACGCGAUGCAGACGGUGUCCAUCCUGCGGGACGUCCACACGCACGGUGUCGCCUGUUUGGCCUUUGACUCCGAUGGACAGCGGCUGGUGUCGGUCGGUCUGGACGCCAAGAACACGCUGUGUGUUUGGGAUUGGAGGAGAGGACGAGUCCUGGCCACGGCGACCGGACACUCAGACAGAAUCUUUGAUGUGGCCUGGGAUCCGAUGCAGUCCAGCCGUCUGGUCAGCUGUGGAGUCAAACACAUCAAGUUCUGGACUCUGUGUGGGAACGCUCUGACUCCGAAGCGAGGGAUCUUUGGGAAGACGGGCGACCUCCAGACCAUCCUGUGUGUUUCUACUGCCAAAGAAGAGCUGACGUACUCUGGAGCUCUGAACGGAGACGUGUACGUGUGGAGAGGCAUCAUGCUGAUCCGGACUGUGCAGGCUGCACACGGGGCGGGGAUCUUCAGCAUGCACGCCUGUGAGGAAGGAUUCGCCACGGGAGGGCGAGACGGCUGCAUCCGACUGUGGGACGUCGACUUCAAGCCCAUCACCAAGAUCGACCUGAGAGAGGCUGAGCAGGGAUACAAAGGUCUGUCGAUCCGCAGUGUUUGCUGGAAGGCCGACAGGAUCCUGGCGGGGACGCAGGACAGCGAGAUCUUCGAGGUCAUGGUGCGAGACCGGGACAAACCGGUUCUGCUGAUGCAGGGUCACAGCGAGGGUGAGCUGUGGGCGCUCGACCUGCACCCCAAACAACCGGUCGCUGUCACCGGUAGUGACGACCGCUCUGUCAGGCUGUGGAGUCUUCCUGACCACACCCUGCUGGCUCGCUGUAACAUGGAGGAAUCUGUCCGCAGCGUUUCCUUCAACAACGAUGGCUCCCAGCUGUCUCUGGGUAUGAAGGACGGAUCCUUCACGGUGCUGCGCGUCAGGGACAUGACAGAGGUCGUGCACAUCAAGGACAGGAAGGAGGUCAUCCAUGAGCUGAAGUUUUCCCCGGAUGGUUCCUUCCUGGCGGUGGGAUCGAACGACGGGCUGGUGGACAUCUAUGCCGUCGGCCAGCGCUACAAAAAGGUGGGCGAGUGCAGCCGCUCCGCCUCCUUCAUCACACACCUGGACUGGUCGGUCGACAGCCGCUUCCUGCAGACCAACGACGGCACCGGAGAGCGGCUCUUCUACAGGAUGCCAGCGGGGAAGUUGGUUACUAAAGAGGAGGCGAAGGGUAUCCACUGGAUGACGUGGACCGGUGUCAUCGGGCCGGAGGUGAACGGAAUUUGGCCCAAAUACUCCAACAUCAACAACGUGAACUCUGUGGACGCCAACUACAGCAGCGCAGUGCUGGUGACCGGGGACGACCUCGGCCUCGUUAAACUCUUCAGGUUCCCCUGCCUCAAGAAAGGAGCCAAAUUCAAGAAGUACAUCGGUCACUCUGCCCAUGUGACAAACGUUCGUUGGUCCAACGACCUGCAGUGGGUCGUCAGCACCGGCGGCGCCGACCACGCCGUCUUCCAGUGGAGGUUUCUGCCCGAAGGCGUCAUGAACGGCGUCCUGGAGCCCCUCCUCCAAGAGGGUUACGCCGACUCCAACAGCGGAGAGUCGGACUCGGACGUGUCAGACGUCCCGGAGCUCGACUCUGACAUCGAACAGGAAGCUCAGACCAGCUACGAACGUCAGGUGUAUAAGGAGGACCUACCUCAGCUGAGGAAGAAGCUGAUUGGUUCCCUGAAGCGUCAGAAAGCUCCGGAGGAGGGGCUUCGUCUGCAGUUUGUUCACGGGUAUCGGGGCUUCGACUGUCGUAACAACCUGUUCUACAGUCAGGCAGGGGAGGUGGUGUACCACGUGGCCGCCGUCGCCGUCGUCUACAACCGGCUGCAGCACAGUCAGAGGUUUUACCUCGGCCACGACGACGACAUCCUCAGCCUUACCGUCCACCCGCUCAAAGACUACGUGGCCUCCGCACAGGUGGGCAGAGACCCGGCCGUCCACGUCUGGGACAUCCAGACCCUGAAGUGUCUGUCGCUCCUGAAGGGACACCACAGCAGAGGAGUGUGUGCCCUGGAGUUCACAGCGGACGGGAAGAGUUUGGUCUCAGUGGGAAUCGAUGAAUUUCACUCCAUCGUCAUCUGGGACUGGAAGAAAGGAGAGAGACUGGCCAAGGCGAGGGGUCACAAAGAGAAAACCUUCGUAGUGAAGAGUAACCCGUUCAGGAUGGACAAGCUGGUGACGGUCGGCAUGAAACACAUCAAGUUCUGGCAACAUUCAGGCGGCGGUCUGACGUUUAAACGGGGGAUUUUCGGGAACCUGGGGAAGCAGGAGACGAUGAUGUCUGCGUGUUACGGCCGAUCGGAGGACCUGGUCUUCUCCGGAGCCACCAACGGAGACGUUUACAUCUGGAGAGACACGACGCUCAUCAAGACCAUCAAAGCCCAUGACGGCCCCGUGUUCGCCAUGUGCUCCCUGGACAAGGGCUUUGUAACGGGGGGGAAGGACGGCAUCGUGGAGCUCUGGGACGACAUGUUCGAGAGAUGUUUGAAGACGUACGCUAUCAAGAGAGCCGCUCUGUCUCCGUCCUCCAAAGGCCUGCUGCUGGAGGACAACCCGUCCAUCAGAGCCAUCACUCUGGGUCACGGUCACAUCCUGCUGGGGACGAAGAACGGAGAAAUCCUGGAGAUCGACAAGAGUGGCCCCAUGACGCUGCUGGUUCAGGGUCACAUGGAGGGGGAGGUGUGGGGUUUGGCAGGUCACCCUCUACUUCCUGUCUGCGCCACCGUUAGCGACGACAAAACUCUGAGGAUCUGGGAGCUGUCGGCCAAUCACCGCAUGGUCGCUGUCCGUAAACUGAAGAAGGGCGGGCGCUGCUGCGCCUUCUCUCCGGAUGGUAAAGCUCUGGCGGUCGGACUGAACGACGGCAGCUUCCUGGUGGUGAACGCCGACACGCUGGAGGACAUGGUGACCUUCCACCACCGCAGGGAGCUCAUCUCAGACAUCUGCUUCUCCCAAGACACAGGGAAGUACCUCGCCGUGGCGUCCCACGACUCCUUUGUGGAUAUCUACAACGUGCUGACCAGCAAGAGAGUCGGCAUCUGUAAAGGAGCAGGCAGCUACAUCACACACAUCGACUGGGAUUCCAGAGGUAAACUGCUGCAGGUGAACACCGGAGCUAAAGAGCAGCUGUUUUUCGAGGCUCCUCGAGGACGCAAACAGAGCAUCAGCGUGGCCGAGUUUGAGAAGCUGGACUGGGCGAGCUGGACGUCUGUUCUGGGUCCGACCUGCGAGGGAGUAUGGCCGACGCUCAGCUUCGUUAACGCCGCCUCGCUCACCAAAGACUGCAAACUGCUCGCAACCGGAGACGACUUCGGCUUCCUCAAACUGUUCAGCUUCCCGUCCCGGGGCCAGUUUGCCAAGUUUAAAAAGUACGUGGGUCACAGCACCAACGUGACCAACGUGCGCUGGUCCAACGACGACUCUGUGCUGCUGUCGGUGGGCGGGGCCGACACGGCGCUGAUGAUCUGGUCCAGAGAGCCGGCGGGCCACAAAGAGAGCAAAGCUGUGGACAGCGAGGAGUCGGAUGAUGACACAGAGGAGGACGGAGGGUACGACAGCGACGUGGCCCGGGAGAAGAUGGUGGACUACGUCACCAAGAUCUACUCAGCCAGCAUCAGGAACAUGUCAGGAACCAGACCUCACCUGCAGCACAAAGAGCUUCCUGUGGACGAGAGGCCUCCGGUGAGUCGAGCUGCUCCGCUGCCGGACAAACUUCUGAAGAACAACGUGACGAAGAAGAAGAAGGUGGUGGAGGAGCUGCUGUUGGAACACGUGUUUGGUUAUAGAGGCUUCGACUGUCGUAACAACCUGCACUACCUCAACGACGGUGCAGACAUCAUCUUCCACACCGCCGCCGCUGUGAUCAUCCAGAACCUGUCCGCCGGAACCCAGAGUUUCUACCUGGAGCACACCGACGACAUCCUGUGUCUGACCGUCAAUCAACACCCAAAAUACCAAAACAUCAUCGCCACAGGACAGAUCGGUGACAUCGCUGACCUCCCAGGCCUCGCUCCAUCCAUCCAUGUGUGGGAUGCCAUGACCAAGCAGACGUUGUCCAUCCUGCGCUGUUCCCAUGCUAAAGGUGUCGGCUAUGUCAACUUCAGCGCCACAGGGAAGCUGCUGCUGUCUGUAGGAGUGGAGCCUGAACACACCAUCACAGUGUGGAGGUGGCAGGAAGGCACCAAGGUGACCUGUAAAGGUGGACACGCUGAGCGGAUCUUUGUGGUGGAGUUCAGACCGGACUCCGACACCCAGUUUGUGUCUGUGGGAAUCAAACACAUCAAAUUCUGGACUCUGGUCGGAGGUUCGCUCGUGUACAAGAAAGGGGUGAUUGGCUCGGUGGAGGACGGCCGCAUGCAGACCAUGUUGUCUGUCGCCUUUGGUGCUAACAACCUGACGUUCACCGGCGCUAUAAACGGAGACGUGUUCGUGUGGAGGGAGCACUUCCUGGUACGAGUGGUGGCGAAGGCACACAGCGGCCCGGUGUUCACCAUGUACACCACGCUGAGGGACGGACUCAUCGUCACCGGGGGGAAGGAGCGGCCGACUAAAGAGGGUGGCGCCGUGAAGCUCUGGGAUCAAGAGAUGAAGCGCUGCAGAGCAUUUCAGCUGGAGACCGGCCAGCCGGUGGAGAACGUCCGCUCCGUCUGCAGAGGGAAGGGUAAAAUCCUGGUGGGCACCAAAGAUGGCGAGAUCAUCGAGGUUGGAGAGAAGAACGCCGCCUCCAACACCAUGAUCAACGGACACACUCAGGGGGGGAUCUGGGGUCUGGCAACUCACCCUUUCAAAGAUGUCUUCAUCUCCGCCAGCGACGACGGCACCAUCCGGAUAUGGGACCUGGCUGAUAAGAAACUUCUGAACAAAGUGAGUUUGGGUCAUCCUGCCAAGUGCACGUCCUACAGUCCCAACGGAGAGAUGGUUUCCAUCGGGAUGGAGAACGGAGAGUUCAUCGUGCUGCUGGUCAACUCGCUCACCGUGUGGGGCAAGAAGAGAGACCGCAGCGUCGCCAUCCAGGACAUCCGGUUCAGCCCAGAUAACCGGUUCUUGGCGGUGGGUUCGGUGGAAAGUGCCGUGGACUUCUACGACCUUUCUCUGGGCCCGUCCCUGAACCGGAUCGGCUACUGUAAGGACGUCCCCGGCUCCGUCAUCCAGAUCGACUUCUCCGCUGACAGCCGACACAUCCAG